This is a messenger RNA of Protopolystoma xenopodis, 855 nucleotides long. The record is from the annotation of a GenBank genome assembly. Lineage: Eukaryota; Metazoa; Platyhelminthes; Monogenea; Polystomatidea; Polystomatidae.
AUGCGAUGGAUCGAUACACGCCGAGACGGAUCCGUUAGACACGUGCUCAGACGAGCUCUAUGCCCGGCGCCUAUACACCUCCACCUCGUCCUCAUCGUCGCCGCCGUCCCACUCAGACCGUCCUGCCGUCAGACGCCGCGGGCCCCCGGCCCCAGCGCGCCCCACGGCCGGGACUCUGACUUGCUCCGCCCCUCUCCCCCCCACCAGCUGCUGGCUUGGCCUGCCCCUCGGCCCGGUCGUCGGCCGGCCGGAGCCCGCGGCAGCCGGUCCGUGCCGGCCUACCGGCCGUCCGGUGGCCGGACGGCCCCGAGGCCCGACGGCCUGACGGGGGACCAAUCAGACGAGACGGGUGCGCCGGGCUUCGCGUGGCCCACUCGACAGCGCAGGCAGCCCGAGGCAGGCGCGCAGGAGGUCGUGACGAGCGGAAAAAUGCGAGCCUGCGGCAAGAAGUGGACUCUCAGUCUGACCACCAGCUGCUCGGCCUGCCUGGGCCUCGUCCUCCUGCUCGUCGCGCUCAUCACUGACUGCUGGCUCUACACGGUGGAGCGGGAAUCGAGCGAAACGGACAAUGGCACCUCCCUAAUCAUCGUCCACUCGGGCCUCUGGAGGUACUGUCAGAAGCGCGAGUUCUUGCCUGGAGUGUCGAAAAGAGCAAAAUGGGAUGAAGACUGGCGUAAGAGUUACGGCCUUGACUGUUUCUCAUUUUUAGACAAAUACAGUAUCGAGGAAAGAAGGGAGCACAAAUCACCUUUAAGGCCGAGGGUCGAACUAGCCGUCUCGUCUCAUCCGCGCUCCGGCGGGAUUCGAAUCGUGGACGAGUGUGCCGAGAGGCAGACAAAUUUGUUACCAAUUUAG